Entamoeba dispar SAW760 is the source of this 1611-nucleotide messenger RNA. RefSeq lists its product as uncharacterized. Gene Ontology annotation, cellular component: membrane; endomembrane system. The record is from RefSeq and is a predicted model, not a curated record. The transcript has a single exon. Lineage: Eukaryota; Evosea; Mastigamoebida; Endamoebidae. The coding region runs from base 1 to 1611 and encodes 536 amino acids.
AUGGUUGAACAACCUUCUCCUUCAAAUGAAAUAAACAAUCAAAAUCAAUUAAGUUUUAUUCAAAAACAUCCAUUAGCAGCUUGUUUAAUUGUUGUUUUUAUUGCAUAUUCAUGUUAUGGAAUAUAUUCAAUUAUUUAUCCACCAACAAAUGGAUAUCAAUCUGCAUAUUUGGAUAACGAACAUAUUUAUUUUAAUGUUUCAUUAAUACAUCAAUCACAAGAACACCAUCUUCUUUCAAAAGAUAUUGAAUAUAAAAAUAUUGAUUCUAUUUCAGAACCUAUUUCAAUACCAUCAAAUUAUCUUUCGUAUAUCAAAUCAAAUCAAAGUAUUAUUAUGAAAGUUAUAGUUAAGCCACUUACAAAAUAUAAUAAUCAACCUUUAAUAUUUAAAAGUCCAAUUCUUAGAACAUUUAAACCAAUACCACAAACUCAUAAUUUAAUGAAUGAAAAUAAUAUAACAACAAGUACUAACGAUUUAAAUUUUACUCUUGGUUGUAUUCCUUAUUUUGAAAUUUCAUUUAUGAACCAAGUUGUUGAUCCUCAUAAUAUUCCACCAGAAUGUGGUAUUAUUCAUUAUAAUGGAAUAAAAAAACGGAUUGCUCCUAUUAUUUUUCACAAUACUUUUUGGUUAAUUAAAGAUUAUUAUACACCAAUUAAUGAUACCAUUCAAAAUUUAAAUAUAUCAUUAAAAAUUACUUCUAUAUCAUAUUUUAAAAUGAUUAUGAUGCAUUCACUUGGUCAUUCUUUUUCUAUGCAUGAACAUAUGGGAACAAUGGCACAAGACCAGAUUGAUGAAUUUAAAAGAAUCUUUAUGGAAACUAAUAUUAUACUUUUAAUUAUAACAACAACAGUAUCAACACUUCAUACUAUUUUUGAUUUUCUUGCUUAUAAAAAUGAUAUUCAAUUUUGGUCAAAACGGGAUCAUUUUGUAGGAUUAUCAAUUAAAUCAAUCUUUGUUAGUCUUGCUAUUGAAAUUAUUGUAUUGCUUUAUCUCAUUGAUAAUGACACUAGUCUCCUCAUUUUAUUAUCAAAUGGUGUUGGACUUCUUAUUACUUUAUGGAAAUUAACAAGAGUUUUUACUUUUAACUUUAAAGAAAAAGGUUCAUUCAUUCAAUACAAAGACCUCUCUUAUCAAAAUUCUAAAACAAAACUUUAUGAUGACAUCGCAUUAAAAUACCUUGGAAUUGCUUGUAUCCCUCUUUGUAUUGGGUAUGCCAUUUAUUCACUUUAUAACAAUGAAUUUAAAUCUUGGUAUUCUUAUAUUCUCUCAUUAUUAGUAGGAUUAGUUUACACUUUUGGCUUUUUACAAAUGACUCCUCAACUGUUUAUCAAUUACAAACUUAAAUCAGUUGCAAAUUUACCUUGGAGAGUAUUUGUUUAUAAGUUUUUGAAUACAAUCGUUGACGAUUUAUUUGCUUUUGUCAUCAAAAUGCCAACUCUUCACAGAAUCGCUUGUUUCAGAGAUGACGUUAUUUUCUUGAUUUAUUUGUACCAACGCUGGAUUUAUCCAGUUGACAAAAACAGAAUGGAUUCCUUACAAUGGGAAGACGAUGAACCAAUGACCUUGAAGGCUGAUAACUCUUCCUCAAAUUUCCAUGAAAAGCAAGAAUAA